AUGGAUCUCCAGGAGACACAGCGUCUUCUGACCGAAUACCUACAUGAACUGUCGAACCUUUUCCACCGUGUUCCCGGCUCAGCGAUCUUCCUUCGUUACGUUAAAUCAAGCUAUCAAGAUGAUCCAAUUCGAUCUGCGGUCGAGCUGUUCCUGUUCCUCUUCGUUGUCCGCUACCUGCUCGCCCCUAAGUACUCCACCAAGCCUGGUGUGGUGCCCUUGACCGAAGAUGAAAUCGACGACCUGGUGGAUGAGUGGACGCCCGAGCCGUUGGUCGGUAGCACAACUGCCUUGGAGGAGAUGGAAGUUGAUAAGCGCACCGUAAUUGUCGGCCCUGUCGGUCCCAAAUCCAAGCUUACGAACGGUCGUACUGUCACCAAUCUCAGCUCCUACAAUUUCUACAACUUUAACACAAACGAAUCACUCAAGGAUCAGGCUAUUCAGACCCUUCGCAACUACGGUGUUGGGCCAUGUGGCCCGCGUGGUUUCUACGGUACCCAGGAUGUUCACUUGAAGACUGAGGCUGAUAUCGCAUCCCACCUGGGCACAGCAGCCUGUAUCAUGUACUCGCAGGCGUUUUCGACCAUCUCCAGUGUUAUUCCAGCUUUCUCAAAGCGCGGUGACAUUAUCGUUGCCGACAAAGGUGUCAGUUUUGCUAUUCGAAAGGGUAUCCAGAUUUCUCGCAGCAGGACGCUGUGGUAUGAGCAUAACGACAUGGAGGAUCUGGAGCGUGUACUUGCCAAGAUUACCAAGGAACAAGCCCGGAAGCCGCUGACUCGCCGAUUCAUCAUCACCGAGGGAAUUUCUGAAACAUUCGGUGAUAUGACAGACUUGCCCAAGAUCAUCGAGCUGAGACUCAAGUACAAGUUCCGUCUAAUUCUGGAUGAGACAUGGUCUUUUGGUGUUUUGGGUCGUACCGGUCGCGGUAUCACCGAGCACCAGAACGUGGAUGCUGCUGAAGUUGACAUGAUCAUUGGCUCACUGGCUGGUCCUCUAGUAGGUGGUGGUGGCUUCUGUGCAGGAUCUGAAGAGAUUGUGCACCAUCAGCGUAUCUCGGCGUCUGCGUAUACUUUCUCUGCUGCCCUCCCAGCUCUCCUUUCGACUACCGCUAGUGCGACUAUCAACAUUCUCCAGAAUAGCCCCGAUAUCAUUUCUCAGCUUCGAGACCUCACCAAGGCUAUGCGCGCUCAGCUUGAUCCUCGCAGCGAUUAUGUCUACUGCCCUAGCGCUGUUGAGAAUCCUAUUCUUAUCCUAGUAUUGAAGCCUGAGUUUGUGGCUUCUAAGAAGCUCACUUAUACUGACCAGCAAUUCUUGUUGCAGGAUGUUGUUGAUGAGUGCCUUGCCAAUGGAGUCCUUAUUUCCCGCCUCAAGACGCUCCAGGACAACUUCGAGCCUAAGCAAGUCCUCCCUGCCGGACUAAAAGUGUGUGUGACCACCGGUCUCACUAAGAAAGAAAUUGAAAAGGCCGGUACAAUCAUCCGACAUGCCAUCACCAAGGUUAUGGGCAAGAAAAAGUAA
This is a messenger RNA of Penicillium taxi, 1515 nucleotides long. RefSeq names its product serine C-palmitoyltransferase subunit lcbA (gene lcbA). Lineage: Eukaryota; Fungi; Ascomycota; Eurotiomycetes; Eurotiales; Aspergillaceae. The coding region runs from base 1 to 1515 and encodes 504 amino acids. Gene Ontology annotation, cellular component: endoplasmic reticulum. Gene Ontology annotation, molecular function: pyridoxal phosphate binding; serine C-palmitoyltransferase activity. Gene Ontology annotation, biological process: ceramide biosynthetic process; sphingosine biosynthetic process. The transcript is spliced from 3 exons. The record is from RefSeq and is a predicted model, not a curated record.